GUUGCUCCUGCCAUACCUCCACUGACAACCCUCGUUCGGCUCGCCUCCUCCCUCUCCUCCUGAAGACCUUUUCUUGCUCGUUCGGCUCGCCUCCCUCUCCUCCUGCAGACCUUGUCUUGCUCGUUCGGCUCAAACCUACAGAAACAUGGUCUGGUGCGACACUGGUCUCUUCUUCGGGGUUGUGGCAGCUGUGACGGCAGCGCAACAAAUUAUUUUCUUCAUCAUCGCAGCCUAUUUCAAGUUUGACAAAGUCACAGAUUUUGCGGGCGGGACAAACUUCGUCCUAGUCUCUCUGCUUACAUUCCUAUGGGCGCAAUCGUUCUUUCUUCGUCAAAUCCUUGUCACUGUAGCUUCUGCGCUAUGGGGGGCACGCCUUUCAGCUUACCUGCUCAUGAGAAUCUUGAAAACAGGCAAGGAUGAAAGGUUCGAUGAUCGCGACAGAGGUUUCAGCCUGCAAUUUGCUGCCUUCUGGUUCUUUCAAGCUCUCUGGGUGUUUCUUGUCUCCAGCCCGAUAGUAAACCUGAACUCGAGCUGCGUUGUGGAUCCUCCCAUGGAAGCUCGUGACUGGGUGGGAUUGGCCAUAUGGCUGGUUGGCUUCCUGAUGGAGGCAAUAGCAGACCAGCAGAAGUUUGACUUCAGAAACAAUCCAGAAAACAAGGGAAGGUUCUGCGACACGGGCCUGUGGAGCUGGUCUCGUCAUCCCAACUACUUUGGAGAGAUCAUCUUGUGGUGGGGCCUCUUCAUCACCUGCAGCAGUGUCUUUACGGAUGCGAUGUAUUGGAGCAUCAUCGGGCCAAUCUUCAUUACCCUGCUCCUCCUUUUCGUGUCAGGUGUCAAUCUUUUGGAGGAGUCUUCUGACAAGCGUUACGGACACAGAGAAGAUUACAGAGAGUACAAGAAGAGCGUGAGCAACCUCAUUCCAUUCCCGCCUUCUAUCUUCCGGGGAAUUCCACAAGCUAUCAAAGUCAUCUUUUUCUUCGAAUGGCCCAUAUACAGCAAACAAUUGAACGACGGAAAGCUUCAGGAAACUCUGUCGCCAGCUCAUCCCCAAGGGCCGUAUCAAGGACAGGCUGUCCAACCGUAGAAGCUCAGAAGUGAUCCUGGGAGUUCAUGGCUUCCUUGGUCUCCGCGGAGUCUUCGUUGUGUUGCGAGGGCCCACAGGACUCUGAACUUGACUUUGAAAAAUGUUUUGAGAUUCUAAUGGUGUGAAAGUGGGGGAAACAGAGGUCUUGAUCUGUGAGGUGCCUGUUUCUUCUGUAGCUGUUGUGUUGCUUUUCUUGACUUGGGUCCUCUUUUGUUGUGCCUCCUCCCUCUCCAUGCGCUUCAAUUCUUUGCUGACAUCACGCGCGAGAUUGUGCUGGUCAUUUCCUGUAAGGGGAGCAUCCCAUGACUUGUCUGGUGUGAGCUUUGAUAAAUAUUCGAGUACGUUGG
Messenger RNA from Guillardia theta CCMP2712, 1431 nucleotides. RefSeq lists its product as hypothetical. Gene Ontology annotation, biological process: lipid metabolic process. Gene Ontology annotation, molecular function: oxidoreductase activity, acting on the CH-CH group of donors. The transcript has 13 exons. The record is from RefSeq and is a predicted model, not a curated record. NCBI's taxonomy places the organism in Eukaryota, Cryptophyceae, Pyrenomonadales, Geminigeraceae. Gene Ontology annotation, cellular component: membrane. The coding region runs from base 146 to 1084 and encodes 312 amino acids.